Molecule: messenger RNA, 650 nt
Organism: Racocetra persica
Lineage: Eukaryota; Fungi; Glomeromycota; Glomeromycetes; Diversisporales; Gigasporaceae
Source: the annotation of a GenBank genome assembly
AAAAGGAUCAUAUUGUAGCUCUAUUUGAAGAUAAAAAAGAACAAAUAAAGUUAACACUCUCACAAGUUCCUGAAAAAAUAUUGUUCAUCUCUAACAUAUGGACUGCAUCAAAUAAUAUUAUCUCAAUAGAAAUGCGUCAUAUGGGGUUCAAUAUGGCUAAUGCCAUAUUGAAUACCCUUUAUGAAUUUAACCUAGAAAAAAAAGCUUUAGCUCUUACUACUGAUAAUGCUUCGUUAAUGAUCAUUUGUGGCAAAAUAAUAACGAAAGAGUUUGAAUGUGAAUUUGAUGAUCUUGGAUUUUUGCAUUAUAGAUACGUAGCUCAUAUUUUGAAUCUCAUAGUUAAUAAAGGGUUUGAACAUGUAGACAAAUCAAUUACAAAAAUAAGAAAAAAGUUAGAAUCUGCACUUAAUUUACUUGUAGCUGAUUAUCAAAUAGUCAGAAAUAAAUAUUUGAAUGCAAAAAACCUUCAUAAUAUUAAUGUAAGUGGAUAUUAUCCUCCGCAAAAAGGUGGAUAUUCUAAACAGACUGGAUAUUCACAACCUACUUAUUCACAACCAAACGCGUACCCGAAUAUGCAAGGGAGUUAUCCUUAUCCACGACAAAAUCUUGGUUAUCAAGGCUACCCACCAACUACACCACCACCGAACUAA